Messenger RNA from Paramecium primaurelia, 690 nucleotides. The record is from the annotation of a GenBank genome assembly. Lineage: Eukaryota; Ciliophora; Oligohymenophorea; Peniculida; Parameciidae.
AUGAUUUUGAGUGAUAAAUUUAUUGAAGAAGUUCAAAUAUUAGAUGCAGUUGAUUUGAAUUCAUAUGAAAAAAUCAUAAAUUUCGCAAUAAGUUAUAUUGUUAAACAUGAUACUCAAACAACAUUAGCAGGUUUAGAUAGAAAUUAAUUAUAUUUACAGAGGUGCUUGAAAUUGAUGAGAAUGAAGCAGAUAAAUUCUUUAGAUUAGCAUUGAAAUUAGUGUCCUAUUUUGGAAAAUUCAAAUUUGGUGAUAGAUAGUUUAGACAAAAUGUAGAAUUUCUGAAAUUUAAGGAAGAUAGAAAAGCAUUGUUUUUACAAGUAAUGCAAUAAUAAGAUGAAUAUAGAAAUUAGAAGCAAAUUCAACUCAAUUGCAUAAAAGACUCAGUUUCAUUGAGUCAGAUGGUAUGCCAUAUUAUAAAAAUUUGGAAUGGAGAUAUGACAUUUAAGUGAUAUUUUAAUAAUAUUAAUUUAGAUAGCUUCUAGAGGAUAUGAAGAAGAAUUCAAACCUAGAAUAUUUAUGAAAUUUGAUUUGGAAUAUGAUAAUUCAAGAGAAUGUGGAAAAAUAGAAUAAGUAUUUUUAGAGACUGACUAUGCAAAUCUAAAAAACCUAUAAUAAGAGAUAAGCUAUUUAGUAUCACAAUUAGAGUCAGCUAGAUAAUAAAAAAUAAAGAAGUUAGGAUAGAUGUUAUGA